This is a messenger RNA of Protopolystoma xenopodis, 255 nucleotides long. Lineage: Eukaryota; Metazoa; Platyhelminthes; Monogenea; Polystomatidea; Polystomatidae. The record is from the annotation of a GenBank genome assembly.
AUGGGGAAUGAGGCAAAAAAACAAAUUCUCACAAAAGCUCUUGAAAUCGGGAUCGGAGUCAACCGAACCAACGGCCUUUCCUACCAAUUCGGACUAGAUAGUCUCAUCAACUCGGUCGUCAAUCAGCCAAACUUGCAUUUUGCUCCCAAACUCAUUCUGCCACAGAAUAUGCAGGCAACUCAGAUCCACGGAUCACAUAACUACCGAAUGAAGUACCUACAGUUGGAAUGGCUCUUCAUGAUUGCCCCGUUGUGA